AUGUCUCAACAUUUCAAUGAUGAAUCAGAUAAUGAUCAAGAUCAAGAAUCAUUUUUAGAAUUUGAAAGAUUAGAAUCUACUUUACCACCAGCUUUAAAAAGAUCAGCUUCAUCAUUAUUAGAAGCAAUUCAUUCAAAUAGUUGUACACCAUCUCCUCAAAACAAUGUUCAACAUGAUAGAUCUAUUGUUUCACCACAACCUCAACAUCCUAGAGAUGCAGCAAAUCAACCACAUCAUUCUUCUUAUCAAACUAUCCCAGGUAGAACUCAUAAUGCAACUCCAAAUUUAAAGAAUUUGAAUCAUAGACAAAUUCUUAUAAAUAAAUUAUCGAAAUCUGAAAAUGGUAGAGAAGCUUCACCUAUCCCUUUACCAAAACCUAAAUUUAAUGAAAGUAUAUAUAAACCAGCUAUGAACUCGAAGAAUUCAUCAACUGGUGUAUUAUGGGCAACUGAAAGAGCAAUUGAAUAUGGAUAUGAUUCAGAACAUGUUAGAGAUUGGGCUAAUUUAGGUCAAGGUGCUCCAGAACAUGGUGAUACAAUUCCAGGAUCAUUUCCAAGACCUAAAACUAUUAAUGUACCAGAAAGUUCUAGAGAAUAUGCUCCAACUGCUGGUAUAAAAGAAUUAAGAGAAGCAGUUGCAAAUCUUUAUAAUGAAACUUAUAGACACCACAAGUCGAGUAAAUAUACAUAUAAAAAUGUAUGUAUUGUACCAGGUGGAAGAGCAGGUUUGACAAGAAUAGCUUCAAUUAUAAGUGAUUGUUAUUUAUCAUUUUUUUUACCUGAUUAUACUGCAUAUGCAGAAAUGUUAUCAUUAUUUAAAAACUUUUCACCAAUCCCAGUUCCAUUAAAAGAAGCAGAUAAUUAUGAAAUCCACCUCAAAAUGAUCAAAGAAGAAUUAACAAGAGGUGUUAGUGCUUUAUUAACUUCAAAUCCAAGAAAUCCCACAGGUCGUUGUAUGAAACCUGAACAAUUAAAACAAUUACAAGAUAUGUGUCGUGAAAAAUGUCUUUUAAUUAUGGAUGAAUUUUAUUCUCAUUACUAUUAUGAGGAUGGAUGUACUGGUUCUUCUAUAAGUUCUGCAGAAUUUGUUGAAGAUGUUAAUCGUGAUCCAGUUUUAAUUUUAAAUGGGCUAACAAAAGCUUUUAGAUUACCUGGUUGGAGAGUGUGUUGGGUUUUAGGACCAGAAGAAUAUAUAAGUGCAUUAUCAUCAGUUGGUUCCUUUUUAGAUGGUGGAUCAAAUGCUCCUUUACAGUAUGUUGCAAUUGAUUUUUUACAACCUUGGAAAGUUAGACAAGAAAUGAGAGCUUUACAAUUGCAUUUUAAAAUGAAAAGAGAUUACAUUAUAGGUAGAUUAUCUAAAAUGGGGUUUAAAUUCACUGAAAAAACAAUCCCCAACUCCACAUUUUAUCUUUGGUUAAACUUAUCUCAUCUACCAGGAAAAUUGAGUAAUUGUUUAGGUUUUUUCCAUGAAUGUUUACAUGAAAAAGUUAUUGUUGUACCUGGGUUUUUCUUCUUAAUAAAUCCUCAAAAUUUAAGUCAUUUAGAAGAAGUUAUUUGGUAUAAUUAUGUUAGAAUAAGUUAUGGUCCUGAAAUGCAUCAUUUGGUAAAUGGUAUGGAUGGAAUAGAGAGAAUUUUAAGUAGAUUUAACUGUUUACCUUAUGAGUUGAAAUAG
Lodderomyces jiufengensis is the source of this 1671-nucleotide messenger RNA. RefSeq lists its product as uncharacterized. The coding region runs from base 1 to 1671 and encodes 556 amino acids. Gene Ontology annotation, molecular function: pyridoxal phosphate binding. The transcript has a single exon. The record is from RefSeq and is a predicted model, not a curated record. Gene Ontology annotation, biological process: biosynthetic process. NCBI's taxonomy places the organism in Eukaryota, Fungi, Ascomycota, Pichiomycetes, Serinales, Debaryomycetaceae.